GUUAUUUAUACAUCGCACUGUUAUCAUGACUUAUUACGCUCAUAAGCAAGCUGCGCUUAAAAAAAUUUUUAUUUUUCUAAGCUUUAAAUGUUUUUUCUUCUACGGUAUUGAGUGUGUGAAUACUGAAAAUGAUUCAAAUACCUGGUCAAUUAAAGUCGGAAAUUAUCAUUUAUUUAAUAUUCCGACAUUUGGAUUUUCUUUUUCAAAUGAUCCCGUUACUCCCACUACUAAUGGAUACAAUUUUUUUGAUGCAAAAUCUAAAGAAUUCGACCUUGAUCCCGAUGUUGUCGAGGAUGCAUUAUUAAGCGCGCCGGAUUUGGUGAAAAAAUACGGUUACCCUUCUGAAGUGCAUUAUGUUCAAACCGAAGAUGGCUACAUAUUGCAAUUGCAUCGCAUUGCUCGUUCAAACUGUAUACCGGUUUUGUUAGUGCAUGGAUUAUUGGAUAGUUCAGCUACAUGGAUUCAAAUGGGACCCGAAAAGGGUUUGGGUUAUUUACUUCAUGACGAGGGCUAUGAUGUAUGGAUGGCAAAUGUGCGCGGAAAUACUUAUUCACGUAAUCAUACGAAAUACAAUACCAAACAGCCAAUAUUCUGGGAAUUCAGCUUUCAUGAAAUGGGCUUAUACGAUAUACCGGCAAUUAUUGAUUAUAUAUUGCAACAAACUAAACGACAACAAUUGCAUUAUAUAGGACAUUCCCAAGGCACUGCCAUCUUUUGGAUAAUGUGUAGCGAACGUCCUGAGUCUAGUGAAAAAGUCCUACUUAUGCAAGCUUUGGCUCCGGUGGCUUAUUUAGAACAUGCUAAGAGUCCUGUAGUCUCAUUUUUAGCAUUCUUUGAAGAACCUUUAGGGAUUCUAUUAAAAUUAAUUGGUGCUCAUGAAUUUUUACCAAGCAAUGAGUUUUUGAAAAUGUUUAAUCAAAUCAUAUGCGAUGAUGAUUCCAUUACUGAAGCGAUAUGUUCAAAUGUUAUGUUCCUCGUGGCCGGCUUCGAUAAGAAUCAAAUGAAUGAGACUAUGUUACCUGUAGCUUUGGGCCAUGCUCCUGCUGGCGCUUCAACCAAACAAAUGCAACACUUUGGACAAUUGAAAAAAAGUGGUUACUUUCGUCAAUACGAUUAUGGCUGGAUACGGAAUCAUUGGCGUUACCAAUCGAGUACACCUCCAAAUUACGAAAUAGAAAAUACCAAAUGUCGAGUGGCUUUACAUUAUGCACUUAAUGAUUGGCUGGCGACACCGCAAGAUGUCGAGCGAUUACAUCAACGUUUACCCAAUGCCUUGGGUAAAUUUAAAGUCAAUUAUCCAAAAUUUAAUCAUUUAGAUUUUGUUUGGGGUAUCAAUGCUCGGGACUUGUUAUAUAAUAAACUUAUUAAAAUCAUGAAAUUGGUAGAGAAAAACUAUUUCUAAUUAACCAAACAAUACAAACUCAUAACUACUAAAUGAGGGGCUAAUUUUGUAUAUAUAUAUAUAUAUGUGUAGUUGUAAUUAUAUAUUUCUAUAUAGCAAACAAAUACUUAUAUUUCAGUUUUCGUUAUAUUUAGUAAUAAUGCUUAGUUCGUAUCGUAGUUAUCAAAUAUGCCAUUAAUUCCCUUUAUAUAGAGCGUAAAUAAUUCUAUUUUGAAUAUGUACAAAAUUAUAGCAUAUUAUUGCCGGAUUUCCAAUAAAUGCUAUUAGUAAACAUUAAUUCAUUCAUAAAUUAUAUAUUUUUAUUAUUUCAUAUAUAUAUAUAUAUAUAUAUAUAUAUAUAUAAACUCUGUUUUCUCACAAACAGUUGUGAUAUACUAUACGCACUUUUCCCAUUUGUAUACGUAUUCUAAAUGGUUUAUCGACACUUAUACCUUUCUAGACUAGUAUUAAAUACAUUUAUUUAAAGACUCUCUUACAACCGAACGUUUAUGUAUGUGCGUUCAUCAACUUUUAUUGAUUUAUAAAAUCAGUUCAAAUAUUUAAAUCAAAUAUACCUCACAUCACAUAAAUCUCUCCUUUUCACUUUAUUGAUUUAUUCAUGUGCAAUGAUUUUAUUGCUGCUGUAGCAUUUAACUCUCUCUUUCU
Molecule: messenger RNA, 2047 nt
Organism: Glossina fuscipes
Lineage: Eukaryota; Metazoa; Arthropoda; Insecta; Diptera; Glossinidae
Product: lipase 3-like
Exons: 5
Coding region: 26-1402 (458 amino acids)
Source: RefSeq, a predicted model, not a curated record